This is a messenger RNA of Xyrauchen texanus (razorback sucker), 2261 nucleotides long. RefSeq names its product putative histone-lysine N-methyltransferase PRDM6. The coding region runs from base 75 to 1688 and encodes 537 amino acids. The transcript is spliced from 8 exons. The record is from RefSeq and is a predicted model, not a curated record. Gene Ontology annotation, cellular component: nucleus. NCBI's taxonomy places the organism in Eukaryota, Metazoa, Chordata, Actinopteri, Cypriniformes, Catostomidae. Gene Ontology annotation, molecular function: histone methyltransferase activity; protein binding.
GUGUGAUGGUGUGAGUGAGUGUGCGGGAGUCACAGCUCGGACUCUUCUAAGAGGUCUCAUUAGAUUCAGUUUAGAUGGAUUUCUUGACUGGAGAAUCCACGAGACUCGCUCAUCCAUCAUGUGCGCUCUUACAGUCGGACAUGCUGAAGCCGGGCGAGCCCAGCGGUUCUGCUUUCCUCAAAGUGGACCCGACCUACAUCCAGCACUGGCAGCAGCUCUUCCCGCAGAACCCGCUGAAAACAGCCGCUUUGACGCCGCUGCCGACGCCGGUACCGGUGGAGAACCUCCGCCAGAGAGCCCACCUGAUCUCGUCCACUUCUUCAUCCUCGAGUUCUUCCACCACCCCGUCCUCCGUGUCCUCUAUAGCGGGUCUGAGUCAGCUCGUGGUCCCGCAGAUCUCGCUGUUCGGACAGACUCUGAGUUCCGACAGCAGCAGCAGCAGCAGCUCGUCUCAACCCAAAGAACUUUGUUUGUCGUCAAACUUUAAGAAUGAUAAAGGGUCUCGGUUGAAGCUGAGCUCCGAGGAGCUGGACUACUAUCUGUACGGACAGCAGCGGAUGGAGAUCAUCCCUCUCAACAACCACAACGGAGAAACCAAUAACCGCUGUGACAUGUGUGCGGACAACCGUAACGGCGAGUGCCCCAUGCACGGCCCGCUGCACUCGCUGCGGAGGCUGGUGGGGACCAGCAGUGCUUCAGUGGCUAUGGCUCCUCCAGAGGUCCCGGAGUGGUUGAGGGAUUUGCCCCGUGAGGUGUGUCUGUGCACAAGCACCGUCCCGGGCCUGGGCUACGGCAUCUGUGCAGCCCAGCGCAUCCCGCAGGGCACCUGGAUCGGGCCCUUCCAAGGCGUCCCCCUGCCGCUGGAUAAAGUGCAGUCGGGAUCCGUGCGGAACACACAACACUUAUGGGAGAUUUAUGAUCAGGAGGGCACGUUACAGCACUUUAUUGACGGUAAUGAACCCAGUAAAUCCAGCUGGAUGAGAUACAUCCGAUGUGCCAGACACUGUGGAGAGCAGAACAUGAUGGUGGUGCAGUACAGAUCGUGUAUAUUCUACCGGGCGUGUUCUGAUAUUCCUCGCGGAUCUGAACUGCUGGUUUGGUAUAACGACAGUUACACGUCUUUCUUCGGGAUCCCGCUGCAGUGCGUCGCACAAGAUGAAAACUUGAACGUGCCGUCUACUGUAAUGGAGGCGAUGAGCCGUCAGGAAACCCUUCAGCCCUUCAGUAAGAGUCCCAAAUCCUCCUCGCUGGUUCUGCUGCGUUCGAUGGUGUUCCCUCAGUCGUCCUGCUCACGGAGCUUCUCCCUCCUGGACAAGAGCAUCCACAACGAGUCCGGCUUAAACCAGAUGAGCUCCAAAAACCAGCGCGUGCUGGCGAGCCCCACGUCCACCAGUCAGCUGAGUUCAGAGUUCAGCGACUGGCAUCUGUGGAAAUGCGGCCAGUGCUUCAAAACCUUCACGCAACGCAUUCUACUGCAGAUGCACGUGUGCACACAGAACCCUGACAGACCGUAUCAGUGUGGACACUGUUCUCAGUCGUUCUCUCAGCCGUCGGAGCUGCGGAAUCACGUGGUGACCCACUCCAGCGACCGGCCCUUUAAGUGCGGCUACUGCGGCCGAGCGUUCGCCGGCGCCACGACCCUAAACAACCACAUCCGCACGCACACGGGGGAGAAGCCUUUCAAGUAAGUAACAGUGUGAGAGAUGCGACCGCAGCUUCACGCAGGCGACGCAGCUGAGCAGACACCAGCGGAUGCCCAACGAGUGCAAAGCCAUCAACGAGAGCAGCGAAUCAAUCGAGGUGGAUUAACGGAUUGAGCGGCGAGGGAGAAUCAUGAUUAAACGUCACGGACACUUAAGCAAAACCAAAGAUUUCCUGAGAGAAACUCCCAAUCAAACGCAGAAAACCAAAAGCAGUAAUAAAAUAAGUGAGAUGUGAAGAGAUAUCGACGCUGGCACAGAUAAAGGACGGGCGGGUGAUUAUUUAUUAAUGAGUUUGUGGAUUGAGACGGGAAGGAUCUGCCCAGCAUAGUUAAUAUUUAUAUAAGUCUGGUUUACUGAUUUAUCUAAGUGUAUCGCAAGCCCUUCUAUGGCAAGCCAUUUUAACUUUUAUUCAGUCGCAGGAUGCAAAUUGCUGAUAUAAACAAUUUAAUUUUAAAUCUUGAGAUCAGAAAUGCAAUUUCUUCUAGUGAAAAUGGCAAUUACAUUUGUGCUAGUAAAAUUAUAAUUUAUCAAUAAUUGCAGAAAAUGCUAAUUUUAUAG